AUGAAAGCUCCUCCAUUCACUGACCGCUUUCCCUCGGAAAACAGUGCGACCGCGGCAGGUCUGAUCCCGAUCGACCCCAAGGAAGGAGGACGGUAUGGAUUCGUCCACUGUGCCCUGGAAGAUAUGGUGCGCACGAAGCAUGGAAUAGACGCCUGGGAAAAGAUAUUGCGCAAAAGCAAGAUCCGUAUGCAUGGCGGUUCUUUCCUCAUGCAUCGUGUGUACGCAGACGAUGUCACUUUCAAGCUGGUGCAGUCAGCGUCCGAAGUGCUGGAGAUGAGCCCAGACGCCUGCCUCGAAGCGCUGGGCUGCCACUUCCUCUAUUUUUGCCAGCAGCACGGAUACGACCACAUCCUCCGAGUGCUGGGCUCAAACCUGACUGAUUUCCUAACGAACCUCGACAACCUGCACGACCACCUGGCGUCCACUUAUCCAGGCAUGAGUGCGCCUUCUUUCAGGGUUUCACCGGGACCAAUGGGUAGCCUGCAUCUUCAUUACUGCAGCGAACGCAGAGGCCUGCACCCGAUCGUCAAGGGUCUGGUGAAGGCCGUGGCACGGGAGUUCUUCGACACGGAGGUCAACGUGAACACGUGCAAGGUCACGGACCGAGGAGACCGCGUCACUGUCCUCAUGGAGGUGUCUGAGUGUAUGCUCAAGCUCGCCCCCAUCGAAAUCCCGGGUCUGAUGCAAAAGAGAUCAUCCUUUACAUCGGCCCACAUCACCGACCAUCUGAGCCAGAGUCCGCAAGACCUGCCCGUGGACACCAAGACCUUCUGCUCCGCGUUUCCUUUCCACGUCAUCUUCGACCGAGACUUCGUUAUUCACCAGGCGGGAAAGGGCCUCGUGCGGCUGACGCGAUCCAUGUGGCAGCGCGGCAAGCCCGUCCUCUUCACCGACAUGUUCAGCAUCUGCCGGCCCGUCAUCGAGUGCAGCUUCGAGAGUAUUCUGGGAUUCCUCAACCAAGUCUACGUUGUCACAGCCAAGGACGGGGUGCUCGAGAAAGACCGCAAGUUCCCGCAAGCCAAACCGGCCGCCUCGCCCACAGGCAGUCGGCGCAAGCUUCUUCGACGACUCAACAGCACCGUGGAGCCACCUCCGGACGGCGUGCUGAGACUCAAGGGCCAGAUGGUGUCGCUGCCGGAGGCCGACUGCCUGCUCUUUGUGUGCUCGCCGCGGGUGAAGAGCCUGGAAGACAUGCACCGCGUCGGCCUCUUCUUCAGCGACCUGGCCCUGCAUGAUCCCGUUCGUGACCUCAUACUCAUCUCUCACCAACGCCGCAGAGAACGCGAGCUCGUCGAGAAGUUGGACGAGGCCUCCAACCACCUCAAGAUCCUGGAUUCUAAACUGCGUGAGGACAAGCGGCGCACGGAGGACCUGCUGUGCUCCAUCUUCCCAGCGCGCGUGGCUCGCAACCUGUGCUUGGACCUCCCCGUCGAGGCGGAGAAGUUCGAGAUGGUGUCGUGCCUCUUCUCGGAUAUCGUCGGAUUCACGGCGCUCUGCGGCAGCGAGAACGUCCAGCCCAUGGACAUCGUGCGCCUCCUCAACCGCCUCUACGUACAGUUCGACUCCCUCACAAACGUGCACGGUGUGUACAAGGUUGAGACCAUCGGCGAUGCGUACCUCGUCGUGUCGGGCAUACCCGAAUUCACGGAGGACCAUGCUGACCGAGUGGUCGUCAUGGGGCUAGCCAUGCAGGCAGUCACACGGACCGUCCAAUCACCAGUCGAGGGACACGCCAUUGAGAUACGGAUUGGAAUUCACUCGGGCCCUGCUAUGGCUGGAGUCGUUGGUACACAAAUGCCUCGCUACUGCCUCUUCGGCCACACGGUCACACUGGCAAACAAGGUGGAAAGUCACGGAUUGCCCAAGCAGGUCACUAUCACGGAGGAAACGAAACGGCAUCUCAAAAAGGACGGUUAUCUCUUCCUGGCCACGAAGCCUGUCACCGAGCUUCCGGUGCGCUGCUACAACGUGUCCCGGCCAGGAGACAAUGUGGCGCCUGAUCCUGCUACUCUAGGACCAGCCCUGUACGGAGGCGGUGGUCACUUCCGGUCGCCCACUGGGUCACCGGUGCACUCAGACAGAAACACGGGUUCUCGCAGCUCAUCCACGCCAUCUCCCGGCGGAUCUCCACUCGUCGCUGGCGGAGACGCCAUUAAGAACGCUGAGUGUCCGGGACAGUUUACGCCACCUAUCAAGCGGAAGCACCGUGGUCAGAUGUUCGAGUUUCCUACGGUAUCCACGACCAGGCAAGACUCAACACCCGACAGUGGCUCCGAGUGCAAGUUUCUGCAGAGCUUCGACGACGCCGAACAAGCUAGGGAGACUACCGAUCCCGUCAGUGACGAUGACGACCCUUUUGACGAACCAAUGUGCGUCAUCAACGUAGAGUCGGCAAGCAGCCAAGAGUUGUCCCUGAGUAGCGACACACUUUCGUCUCAAGGAGCGUCACCGUGUGCCGAGCGCACGACCAAGGGCAUCACCGGCUGCCAUGCGCCAGCCCUCUCUAAGACGGACUCUCCUCCGGAAGAAAUUCAAAAUGACCAUAAAGCUUUCCCAAGUGGUACUCUGGCUGCGAAAGAGCAAUCGCAGGCAAGUAGCCAUCUAAACACCACCUCGAAGAUAGCAUGUUCCGGCCCUAACGACACUCUAGCUUCGAAGGAGGUUAAGGCAUCGAAGCGAGCGCCUACGCUCAAGUGCUGCCCGUUCGGGUCACGAAAUCAGGACCUGAACGAGAACCUCGAAGAAGAUGAACCUCGGAGUGCCACCAAGUUGAAGCCCAGGUGUCCGUUCCGAUUGGGCGGAGACGAAGACGACGUCGACCGGCUCCGAAGCCCACUCAUGCAGAAAGGCAGCAAGGGCACCCGCAGUGGCCUGUCUUCGCUGGCUCGUUUCUCGUUCAGCGAUAUCCGGGACCCCGCGUCCACUUGCGGCGUCCCGACCGUGGUCGUCAAGGCCGCCAAGGAGGCUCAUGGUUUCUUUCCAGGACUACGCAGUAUGCUUCGCCGAGGAGACAAGAAAGCCCGCCAUUCGUCGACCAGCAGUGCACCACCGGGUUCGGAUACCCUGUCUCCAGAGUCGCUCGUCGAAUACGCUACGGACGACUCCGGCGACGCCGCCUCCAAGGGUGCGUGUCCGAUGAGGCGAAUGUUCUCCCAGGUGCUGACGGUGAACUUUAAUGAAGCCGAGGGUGCGGAUGCACAUCCCCCGGGUAAGCGGACUCAGAGCUGUUACUCCUUUCGACACCUGGAGGACGCCGAACUGAGUGCCGCCGAACAAGGAGAAACCAGACUCCAGUCGCUUCAACUGCCCCAGCUGAACUGGCAUUUCCCCAGACUGAAACAACGAAUCACGAAAGGGAGCCUCUUUAGCGGCGCCAUUUUUCCGUCACCUAGGUAGUUGGGUUCGCCGAACGUCCCGCUACUCCGAGUGCCUGUGUGAGUGUUUGGACGCGUGUACAAAGCUGAACAGAGUGAACGUGAUGUGAAAGUGCUUGUCUGGACUCUUGAUCUCAUUGUUGUCAAUAGGUCGCCUGUCUAUCUUCCUUUUGUACCGAUAUAAGUUAGUGAAGAGGCGGGCCAGAGUUGGUCACGGACGCGUUACCGCGUUGCUGACAACGGCUCUCAGGAGGUUUUCAUCAUUAGCGCAGUAGCAUUCGCGCCUUCUGUGUACGAAAGUGAUGAUGCAUUGCUUCUGUUCAGUUGCGUCGGUGAAACGCAGGGUGCAAGUUUUUUGAUUGAGUGGGUGUGCUGGAACUGCUGUACUAUAUAUAACGCUGAGCGACUACCUUAUGAAAAUACGCAAUACGAAACUUGAAAUUUCGGAGAUAUAUAUUUUUUCAUCCGCACGCAGCAGGACUACGGAAAAAGGAAUCGCACCCGCAAAGUGUUCUGGCGCUUCAGGUGACGAGAUCAUGUGCUCUUUCUGGAAGGCUUUCUCAAUAAUACUAUACAAUUUUAAAAACAGUUUCUUUCAGAAGCAGGACGCAUGCUGCCAUUCUGAACUGGAAAUGACUUAGUACUCCAGGGUAUACGAUUUGGGUUUACCAUAAUCCGCAAAUGAAGCCUCCUCAUUGAGUUGAAUAGAACUUUUCUAAACAUGCUUUAUCGCAGGGUGUACGAACCUGAAGAACCACUGAUUGCUUGACAAACUUCACCAGCUACUCCUAAACGCACCAAAUUCUGGUAUUUCCCUAGCUGCGACAGAUGACGGAGAUACUUGCCUUGCCUAAUCAAAGCCCUGACAAGACAGUCAAGGACAAUCUUUUAGAACAUAAACUGGUAGGUUUAACUAUUCGUUUAUUCAGCAUUCCUCAGCAAGUUACAUUUUAUGAAUGCUACUAAUAUUACCUUUAUAUUUUGCUAACGUGCGAAGUGUAUACUCACAGCGGAAGUGAUUGGUUGCCAAUAUAUAGUAGAAACCACGCAGCUCUAAUUGGCAUAGAUUACAACGGUUACGCAAGCAUAUAAAUUACCAGUGAAGGGAAGGACGUGCGCACUACAAAUUCUUUAGCGUACUUGUCGGCGUUACACUACAACGAAGUUUAUAAAACUUGAAGGAAGUCACAAUGGUACGCCAACGUCCUGAUCAAUAUUUGCGAAAUGUAAGUGUCGGGCCUGCUAUAUGUUUUCAAGAAUUAACAGAAGAAAUCGAACGAACUUUAGCGUGUUCUGUUGCGUACGGUAACGAAUG
Rhipicephalus microplus (southern cattle tick) is the source of this 4689-nucleotide messenger RNA. Its product is annotated as guanylate cyclase soluble subunit beta-1. Gene Ontology annotation, molecular function: heme binding; guanylate cyclase activity. NCBI's taxonomy places the organism in Eukaryota, Metazoa, Arthropoda, Arachnida, Ixodida, Ixodidae. The record is from RefSeq and is a predicted model, not a curated record. Gene Ontology annotation, biological process: response to oxygen levels; cGMP biosynthetic process. Gene Ontology annotation, cellular component: guanylate cyclase complex, soluble.